UUUUAAUUGCCGGAUAAACUUUCUGUGUUUUGAUGAAUCUUUUUCCAAUAAAAUGCCUAAUAAAAUCGAACAGGGUCAUUUUGGGAAAACCCGAGAUGGAAAAGAAAUAAGUCGAUUUAAGUUCAGCAACUUGAAUAAUGUGACUGUGGAAAUAAUCAAUUUUGGUUGCUAUAUCACAUCAAUUAAUGUCCCUGAUCGAAAUGGCAAAUUUAAGGACAUCGCUCUUGGAUACAACACAAUUGAAGAAUAUGAGGAUGAUCAGUUCUACUUGAAUAGUGUUGUUGGACGUUGUGCCAAUCGGAUCUGUAAGGGCAAAUUUACGAUCGACGGGGAAACCCAUCAACUCAAUGUGAACAAUGGGCCAAACCAUUUGCACGGAGGAUUAUGUGGUUUUAACAAGAAAGUCUGGGAAGCAGAAGUUCACGACACAUGUUUAAUCUUGUCUUACACUAGUCCAGAUAUGGAGGAGAAUUACCCCGGUGCUCUGACGGUCCACAUAAGGUAUGAGCUGACUGAUGACAAUGAGUUUAAUAUCCACAUGACUGCCGAGACAACAAAGACAUGUCCUGUCAACAUGACACAACAUACUUACUUCAAUUUGGCUGGCCAUGACCAUGGCAAUGUCUAUGACCACUUGCUAACACUAUACUGCGAUAAGUUUACGCCAAAAGAUGGUACUGGAAUUCCAUUGGGUGAAAUGGCACCAGUCUCUGGCAGCGUAUAUGAUUUCCGCCAGCCAUCAUCAAUGGGGAAACAUAUCAAUGAGGUGCCUGGUGAUAUAGGCUACGAUCACUCGUACCGCAUCAAUGACCCCUCAUUAUCCUCAACAUUUGCCAGAGUUGAGGAUCCAGCAUCUGGGCGUGUGUUAGAAGUUUCUACCAAUCAACCGAGUGUCCACCUCUAUUCAGGCAACUACUUAGACUGCAAAGGGAAGGAUGGGUCCGUCUAUAAAAAACAUGCUGGAUUCUGCUUGGAACAGCAGAAUUUUCCUGAUGCAAUAAACCAGCCAAACUUUCCUGACUGUCUUCUGAGACCCGGGAAGAAAUAUCUCCAUGAUUGUGUUUACAGAUUUUCUAUCAAGAAAUAAGGGAAAGGGACUGUGGUCAAAUAUACAUAUCAGUCUGGUGUAAAAUGUAUUUACAUGUAAAGGAAGUACUAUUGUAGUCACAAAUGAACUUAUACAUAGAUGAAAUAUCAUACAUGUAUGUAUGUAAAUUCAGGUGAGGCUCAUUCCUGUCAUGCUUGGCCUAUCUGCUUCACGAAGGGUGUUGCAUAAUACAAUUACUGUCAUUUAUUCUUCAAAAUCUGUCCAAAAUGCUUUAUAAUUUUAUACAUGAUGAUGUGGUCAA
Lineus longissimus is the source of this 1349-nucleotide messenger RNA. Its product is annotated as galactose mutarotase-like. NCBI's taxonomy places the organism in Eukaryota, Metazoa, Nemertea, Pilidiophora, Heteronemertea, Lineidae. Gene Ontology annotation, biological process: beta-D-galactose catabolic process via UDP-galactose, Leloir pathway; glucose metabolic process. The record is from RefSeq and is a predicted model, not a curated record. The transcript is spliced from 8 exons. Gene Ontology annotation, molecular function: aldose 1-epimerase activity; carbohydrate binding. Bases 53 to 1087 code for a protein of 344 amino acids.